Phalaenopsis equestris is the source of this 1086-nucleotide messenger RNA. Its product is annotated as protein HHL1, chloroplastic. The record is from RefSeq and is a predicted model, not a curated record. The coding region runs from base 178 to 867 and encodes 229 amino acids. The transcript is spliced from 7 exons. NCBI's taxonomy places the organism in Eukaryota, Viridiplantae, Streptophyta, Magnoliopsida, Asparagales, Orchidaceae.
CCCGAAUAAUACCCACUUGCAUGCUCGACUGGCCUUAUGUCGCAGGCGACUCCAUUCCAUACCACAGGAACAAGAAACACCCGGAUAAGUGAAAGUCUGGAAGGGCGGGAGCGAGAGAAACUUGCAGAGAAAGAGAGAGCCUGGAGGUGAGACGAGCUCGAGGAAGAGGAGUUACUAAUGGCUAUGGAGUCUCUGAUCAGAGUGCCUCCGCUAACCACUGCCGGUAAAAGUGGCGCGGAUGGCCUCCUGAGUUCUUGGGCUUCGCCGUUUCGGAGAAGCCGCGUCAGCUUCCGGAAGAGGCAGCUGAUGACGGUGGAAGCGAAAGGAAAGAGAGGAGCCAUGGCUGCACGCCAGUUUCAGCGCGCUCCUCCUCCCCCUCUUCCUAAGAUCGAAGACGAUGGCAACCCCAAAUUCGUCAUCUUCAUCCGAACCGCUAAUGUCUAUCUGUGGUACCCACUAAGCCUAAUAACUGGUGGAACUACAGCAAAAAUCAUGGUUGCAGCCAAAGAUAACUUUCUUGGAAAGCACAUUUACAAAGAUACCUUAGCCAGAAACCUUGCAGCUGUUAUCUACAGAGAUGAGAAGGAAAUUCAGAAGACCGCAUUUAAGCAAUACCGUGUUCUGAGAUCAGCUAAAGAAUUCAGAUAUGGCUACAAGCUUGUUGAAAAUAGCAACAUACGUUCAGCUCUUUCCACAUCUGAUGUUAUUGAGCUUCCAAGGCAAGAAGAGCUAAAAACUGUUCUUGAUAAAGUGAAAGAUUUCAUUGGUGAAACUACAAGUGGUGCAAAGGAAUCCUUCGGCAAGCUUACUUCCUUGGGUUCUAUGACAAUUGAUGAUCCAGAAUCAACUACGAAAACAAAGAGCUGAUUGCAUCAGUUUCAGUUAAGCCAUGGAUGGUUGAUUGUGAUAAAAAGCACGGACAAUUUUGUAAAGUUACGUGAUCUUCAUAAAGCCUCUCUCUUGUUUAGUGGAUUGGUUUGUAAGUAUUUGGACACUUUUCGUGCUGUAAAAGUCCAAGUGAACAUGCAAAAAUUGAAACAAUUCGACUGUAUUAUAUGAAAAAGAGUUGAUAGGAUCUGUUGAUAA